Messenger RNA from Trichomonas vaginalis G3, 462 nucleotides. Its product is annotated as cellular macromolecule catabolic process. NCBI's taxonomy places the organism in Eukaryota, Parabasalia, Trichomonadida, Trichomonadidae. The transcript has a single exon. Gene Ontology annotation, cellular component: cytoplasm; nucleus. Gene Ontology annotation, molecular function: ubiquitin protein ligase binding; protein tag activity. Gene Ontology annotation, biological process: modification-dependent protein catabolic process; protein ubiquitination. The record is from RefSeq and is a predicted model, not a curated record. The coding region runs from base 1 to 462 and encodes 153 amino acids.
AUGCAGAUUUUCGUCAAGACACUCACAGGCAAACACAUUACACUCGAAGUCGAACCAACAGACAGAAUUGAAGAUGUCAAGGCUAAGAUUCAAGACAAGGAAGGUAUUCCACCAGAUCAACAGCGUUUGAUCUUUGCCGGCAAGCAACUUGAAGACGGCAACACACUUCAAGAUUACUCCAUCCAAAAGGAUUCUACACUCCAUCUCGUUCUUCGUCUUCGUGGUGGUAUGCAGAUUUUCGUCAAGACACUCACAGGCAAACACAUUACACUCGAAGUCGAACCAACAGACAGAAUUGAAGAUGUCAAGGCUAAGAUUCAAGACAAGGAAGGUAUUCCACCAGAUCAACAGCGUUUGAUCUUUGCCGGCAAGCAACUUGAAGACGGCAACACACUUCAAGAUUACUCCAUCCAAAAGGAUUCUACACUCCAUCUCGUUCUUCGUCUUCGUGGUGGUUUCUAA